AUGGCAGCUGCUCUUUCACUUGUCAUGUCCCAAACGUUUCACGGUCUAUGUACGUUUCACAUAAGGCGUAAUUUUAUGAAACAUCUUGGCAAUCACUAUAAGGAAAAUAGUGACCUUCCAUACAUGUUUGAUGCCUGCAUGUAUGAGAUUGAAGAAGUGGAACAAUUCAAUAGGGUGUGGGAGGCGAUGGUGAAGAAAUACAAUCUUGAAAAUAAUGAAUGGCUUUUCGGACUGUACCGAAUUCGUGAUAAAUGGGCAAGGUGCAUGAUGAAAGAAAGAUGGACCGUGGGAAUACGAAACACCCGACUUAGCGAAAGCCUAAAUGUAGCAAUUAAAAAUCAUUUGAAACUGGAUCACGACCUUGUACAGUUCUUUAGACAUUUCAAUCAGGUAGUUGAUGAAAAGAGACAUAAUAAACUCAUCGCAGAAUAUGAAAUGAGGCAAAAGCUCCCCAUGGUAGGGUUGAGGCAAACACCUAUGCUUGUGCAUGCAUCAGAGACCUAUGGUUAUAUUGAGAUAACAAGGCGCAGGGAUGUUUGUGAGUUUGCGGUCAUGAGGUAUGAUGGAGGACCUGAAAGAAUAGUGGUAUUCAAUCGGAAUGAUCUAAGUGUAUGCUGUAGUUGCAAAAAAUACGAGAAUGAAGGAAUUUUGUGUGGGCACGCGUUGAAGGUGUUUGAUAUUGUGGGCAUAAAAACAAUUCCUCCUGAAUACGUUAAGAGACGAUGGACAAAAAGAGCUCGGGCAGGAGACUGUUUUGAUCGGUGA
Messenger RNA from Coffea eugenioides, 765 nucleotides. RefSeq names its product protein FAR1-RELATED SEQUENCE 5-like. Gene Ontology annotation, biological process: regulation of DNA-templated transcription. Lineage: Eukaryota; Viridiplantae; Streptophyta; Magnoliopsida; Gentianales; Rubiaceae. The transcript is spliced from 2 exons. The record is from RefSeq and is a predicted model, not a curated record. Gene Ontology annotation, molecular function: zinc ion binding. The coding region runs from base 1 to 765 and encodes 254 amino acids.